UGUCUUCUAUUUCUACAUGGUUUUGUUUGUUAUGUGGAACCGUAAAUCAAUAUUAUUCUAUGAGAUUUUCUAGGUACGAUGUUGGGAAGUGAUGGGAAGUGGAACCAACAUUGGAACUGUACCCAAGGCCGCCAUAUCACAUGAACAGCCGGUUUUAUGCUCAGCUUGGAAGGAUGAUGGGACAACUGUCUUCUCUGGAGGUUGUGACAAGCAAGUUAAAAUGUGGCCUCUAUCUGGUAGUCAACCCGUAACAAUAGCCAUGCAUGACGCUCCUGUCAGGGAAUUGGCUUGGAUCCCAGAGAUGAAUCUCUUGGUCACAGGAAGCUGGGAUAAGACUCUGAGGUAACUGGACUUUGAAGUUGAGCAUAUUGCAUUUCUCAA
This is a messenger RNA of Capsicum annuum, 381 nucleotides long. Its product is annotated as protein RAE1-like. Gene Ontology annotation, molecular function: ubiquitin binding; RNA binding. Bases 92 to 346 code for a protein of 84 amino acids. The record is from RefSeq and is a predicted model, not a curated record. Gene Ontology annotation, cellular component: nuclear pore. Gene Ontology annotation, biological process: RNA export from nucleus; transcription-dependent tethering of RNA polymerase II gene DNA at nuclear periphery. The transcript has 2 exons. Lineage: Eukaryota; Viridiplantae; Streptophyta; Magnoliopsida; Solanales; Solanaceae.